GAGAGCGAGUGAGUGAACCAGAGGGAGAGGGAUCGCGCACAAUAUUACUCGAAAAAGAGGGAGUAGAGCUCCCGCAAGGAGUCGCAAUCUUACGUAGCCCAUACACCGCCCCCGCAGAGUUUGUGCAGGAGCAGAGUACGAACUGUAAAGUAGAGAGAAAUGGUUUCGUAGAUGAAGAGAGAAAGAAAAGAACACGAUUCGUACUUCUGUACGCAUACAUACAUUAGUACGUCAUGAAAAAGUGAGAGAAUACGUUAGAUAGAUUAAUAGAGAAAGAGAGAAACAGGCAGACAGGCAGUCAGACAGACAGACAGAGUAAGAGGUUCAUACACGCACUUGACAACGAAAGGAAAUCUCCUUCAUGUUGCGGUUUGAAUCCGUUUUAUUAUCGUCGCCGUCGCCGUCGCCGUCGUCGUCGUCGUCGUCGUCGUCGCCGCCGCCGCUGUUGCCGCCGCUUCUUAUCUGCGAAUCUGCGUAGAAAUUUACAUAAACGCACACAUAAUCCAGAUUGAAGAAUGGCUGCGGAUGCGCCACGCGAGCGAGAAAUCGCUGCUGAGGAUAGUAUUAAAGUAGUGUGUCGAUUUCGGCCGUUAAAUGACUCAGAAGAAAAGGCUGGUUCCAAGUUUGUUGUUAAAUUUCCAUCUGGUGGUGAUGAAAACUGCAUUUCUAUUGGUGGCAAAGUUUAUUUAUUUGAUAAAGUGUUCAAGCCAAAUGCAACACAGGAUAAAGUUUAUAAUGAAGCAGCAAAAUCAAUUGUUACUGAUGUUCUUGCUGGUUAUAAUGGAACCAUAUUUGCCUAUGGACAAACCUCUUCAGGAAAAACCCAUACAAUGGAAGGAGUCAUCGGAGAUCCAAACAAACAGGGAAUCAUUCCUCGAAUUGUUAAUGACAUCUUCAAUCAUAUCUAUGGAAUGGAAGAAAAUUUAGAAUUUCAUAUUAAAGUCUCAUAUUUUGAAAUAUAUAUGGAUAAAAUCCGAGAUUUAUUAGAUGUUUCGAAAGUCAAUCUUAGUGUACAUGAAGAUAAGAAUCGGGUGCCUUUCGUUAAGGGUGCAACAGAACGUUUCGUCUCUAGUCCAGAGGAAGUGUUCGAAGUGAUAGAGGAAGGAAAGUCAAAUCGUCACAUAGCUGUAACGAAUAUGAAUGAGCAUAGCUCACGAUCGCAUUCGGUCUUUCUUAUUAAUGUUAAGCAGGAGAAUUUAGAAAACCAAAAGAAAUUGUCUGGAAAAUUGUACUUAGUAGAUUUAGCUGGUUCAGAAAAAGUGUCAAAGACUGGAGCAGAAGGUACAGUACUUGACGAGGCAAAAAACAUUAACAAAUCGCUGUCAGCACUUGGCAACGUCAUCUCUGCUUUGGCUGAUGGUAAUAAGACGCACAUACCAUAUAGAGACUCGAAAUUGACGCGGAUCCUGCAAGAGUCAUUGGGUGGGAAUGCAAGGACAACAAUUAUCAUUUGCUGUUCACCUGCUAGUUUCAACGAAUCUGAAACAAAGUCAACUCUGGACUUUGGAAAACGGGCGAAAACAAUUAAAAAUGUCGUCUGUGUAAACGAGGAGCUAACAGCUGAAGAGUGGAAACGAAGAUACGAACGUGAAAAAGAGAAAGCAGCCAGAUUACGUGGGAAAGUGGAAAAGCUUGAAUCAGAACUGUCACGAUGGCGACAAGGUGAAACUGUUAAGCCAGAAGAACAAUUUAGUUUACAGGAUGGUCCAGAUGUGACAACUCCUGUUGCACCAACUGUUGAAGUUAAACUGGAUGAUGGACCGAUGCCUGCCACACCAGGAGGUGGCCUUAUGGCUGGAUCAUUGUCAAAUGAAGAACGUCAGAAACUUGAAGAAGAACGUGAACGCUUGUAUCAGCAACUUGAUGACAAAGAUGAAGAAAUAAAUCAGCAAUCACAGUUUGUAGAAAAAUUGAAGGAGCAGAUGGAAGAACAAGAAGAAUUAAUAGCCAGUGCAAGACGAGAUUACGAACAACUUCAACAAGAAAUGACCAGGAUUCAGCAAGAGAAUGAAAGUGCAAAGGAAGAAGUUAAGGAAGUACUUCAAGCUCUUGAGGAACUAGCCGUUAAUUAUGACCAGAAAUCACAAGAGGUUGAAAUGAAAAACAAGGAGCAAGAGGUUUUGACAGAAGAAUUACUCGAUAAGCAAGCUGCCCUUAACUCAACGGCUUCAGAACUGCAACAACUUCGUGACAUGUCAACUCAUCAGCGCAAACGUAUUGCUGAGAUGUUAACGAAUCUGAUCAAAGAUCUUGGGGAGAUCUGUGUAGCCAUUGGUGGUGAUGAAAAUCUUAAAGUACUACCCGAUGGCAAUGGUAAGCUUGAGGAGGAAUUUACUGUUGCUAGGCUUUAUAUUAGCAAGAUGAAGUCAGAAGUUAAAAAUCUUGUUCAAAGAUGUCAAGGGCUGGAAUCUUCACAAUCGGAUUGUAAUAAAAAGGUAUCCGAGUAUGAAAAAGAGCUCGCAGAAUGUCGGCUACUAAUUUCACAACAUGAAGCACGAAUGCAAACUUUAUCUGAAACAAUGAAGGAAGUUGAAGCUCGCAAGCGUACCUUAGAAGAGGAUGUGGAUGCUAUGCGCGAAGAAUGUGCCAAGCUUAAGGCUGCAGAACAGGUACAGGCUGUUAGCAAUAAAGAAAAAGCUGAGGAAAAAGAAGCCGCUACAAAAAUGAGAUUGGCACUUGAAGAACAAAUGGACCAAUUAAGGGACGCGCAUCAGAAACAGGUUGCAACAUUACGAGAUGAAAUCUCUGAAAAACAAGAAAUGAUUAGCGAAUUAAAAGAUAUUAACCAAAAGUUCACUUUGGCUCAUCAACAAAUGCAAGCAGAUUAUGAAAGGUUGAAGCAAGAAGAGUCCGAUAAGUCUGUCAAAUUACAAGAACUUUUAUUAAUGAAUGAACGUCGUGAACAGGCAAGAAAAGAUCUGAAAGGUUUAGAAGAUACUGUUUCUAAAGAGCUACAAACACUACACAACUUACGAAAACUUUUUGUACAAGACCUCCAAGCUAGAAUUAAAAAAUCAAUAAUUGCUGAGGAUAAUGAAGACGAUGGUGGUUCUUUGGCUCAGCGACAAAAGAUUAAUUUCUUGGAAAAUAAUCUUGACCAGUUAACAAAGGUGCAUAAGCAAUUGGUACGAGACAAUGCGGAUUUACGUUGCGAAUUGCCAAAACUUGAAAAGAGGUUGCGUGCAACGAUGGAACGGGUGAAAGCAUUGGAAACGGCUCUACGUGAUGCAAAAGAGGGUGCUAUGCGAGAUCGUAAACGCUAUCAAUAUGAGGUUGAUAGGAUCAAAGAAGCCGUAAGACAAAAGAACUUAGCGCGCCGUGGCCCAAGUGCACAGAUCGCCAAACCCAUUAGAGCGGGUCAACAUCACAUGAGUAAUCUCAAUGCGAUCAAGAUCUGCUGCCGAGGUGAGCAAGAUAUGACAACAAAAGAGUAGAGAUGGCGACUUUCAACCGCGCUUGUAAGCGUACACAAUUGAAGCAAUGUAGACAAUGCCAAAACGAACUUGUCUUCACUCUUUUACCAAUAACAACUGCGAGAGUGCUUUUGUAAUGGAUGAUGAAAAAAAAUUAUUUCAAAGAUAAACUUUAUUUAUAAUUAAAAAAGAAACACUACUGCGAUUCUAGACGUAUGAUGAAUAUGAAGCGGAAGUACUAAUUACGCAAAAUCUAUUAUAAAUAUUAAUUAUUAUUACUAUUAGCUCUAUAAUGAUUAAUGAUUAAUUAUAGUUAUAAUUAGCAGUAAUUUUAUCAUAAUUAUUAUGUUAAAAUAAUAUAUUCACAACGAGCAUUGCGUGGCUGGCGUUACGUUACCAACAUCAGGUGCGUGACGCAUUGUAUUUCUUUACGAGGCUUAAAUAAACGCGAGCAAUCAGGGAGUCGUGCGUGCGUGCCUCACCGAUAAGCGCUCGAACGCGCAACGUAUGUAUGUGCACUACUUUUUGUCCAUUCGAUUUGUACAUAAAUAAUUUUUUUCUUUUUUAUAUAUACUUAUAAAUUAUUAUUCUUAAUUAUUAUUUAAUUGAAGUAAUAAGGAGCAAGCAGUCGAAAAUAAACAAAUAAUGAAAAUCACACAAUGUGCACGAUGCUAAGUAGAAUUGUAACAAUUGUGUAUGAGCUCGUUUUGUUGUAUAUCAAAAAAAAGUCCUUGAGCAUAGAAAAUGAAGGAAAAUGGAAAAUUGUAUUUACCAAAAUUACUCAACUUAUAUUUGCACUAGAGCUUUGUCGAAAAUUUUCAAUAUUUUUUCAAAUUGCUUUACUCGCAAGCCGUUUAUAUAAAUAAGUCAUUUGAAAUUUUUAAAUAGUGGAAAUAAAAUGAAUAGAACGAACAAUGAAUCAUGUGAAAUAAGCGAAGUGAUCAAAGUUCUAUUACUUGAUCUACAUAUAUACUUUUGAAUAAUGAUACACGAGCAAGGUGAGAAUUUUUUAAACUGCAGAAUGUCGCUUUCAUCAAUCAGAGUCAAAACUAUAGGUUUACAAAGGGGAAAAUCAUCUACAUUGUUUGGAGGAUUCACUUGAUUCUCGGUCAAGUUUUGUUAAUCCAUCCGAAUACAAUUGUUUUUAUUUGAAUAUAAUCGAGGAAAAUAAUUGUAUUGAUGUGGGUGCACUAAGGCUGACUGUAAAAUAUGUUGGCCAACAAAUUUAUGUAAAAAAUAUAUUUGCGAAAAUCAUUCGUCCAAGGAGGUUUGAAGUGCACACGCCGUUGUUUUUGCUAUCGCGCGAGCCGCUUCAGUUCCUAAAUGACUUUUGUACGUGAUCGUUCACGUUGUAUUGAAUGGUGCGCUUGAAGCGAGAUAUUUUUUAAUAGUUAUUCGUUAUUUAUGAUGGCACUUUUGAAUCAAUUGUAACGUCGAUUCGCUUUUGACCAUAUGUUAAAGUACGCCUAUUGGAUGCUUUCUUAUGCACGAUAUUGUAAUAUGUCUAUGUAUUUACUAGAAAUGGAAACUCCACGCAUUGACGUCACAUUUAUUUUUACCUUUCAAUAAAAAUGAAAAUUAAGUUUACUUUUGAAAUUUGUUGACUUCAUUGGUCAUAAAUUUUCUAGUGAAUGGGUUGGACAGACUUACAAUCUAUGCGAUGCUUGUUCUCAUCAUUGUGAAACAAUGUGUCUGCUUAUGUAUUGUUAUGAAAUGAAAUUAUUCACCAUUAUGGAAAAAGAAAUUAUAAUUAAUAAACGAUCAUUAUUUAGAUGAUGUGUAUAAGAAAUUUAAUUUCAGAAUCAGAUAACUCAAGAAGCUCUGCCGUCGCCCUUAUCCCCUAUUUAAAAAAGAAUUAAUUGUCGGCAAUAGCUAGCCUUACAUAAUUUAAU
Messenger RNA from Ceratosolen solmsi marchali, 5305 nucleotides. RefSeq names its product kinesin heavy chain. Gene Ontology annotation, biological process: microtubule-based movement. Gene Ontology annotation, molecular function: microtubule binding; ATP binding; microtubule motor activity. NCBI's taxonomy places the organism in Eukaryota, Metazoa, Arthropoda, Insecta, Hymenoptera, Agaonidae. The record is from RefSeq and is a predicted model, not a curated record. The transcript is spliced from 13 exons. The coding region runs from base 516 to 3434 and encodes 972 amino acids.